Molecule: messenger RNA, 134 nt
Organism: Diversispora eburnea
Lineage: Eukaryota; Fungi; Glomeromycota; Glomeromycetes; Diversisporales; Diversisporaceae
Source: the annotation of a GenBank genome assembly
ACUCAAUAUUAGGUCGAUGGAAAAAGCAAAUUAUAACAGAUAGAGUAGUUACUACGAAGGAAAAUAGAGAAAUAGAAAUAUUAACUAGUCCUACAAAAAUAAAAAAACAAAUAAAAGAACACAUGGAAAAAUAG